Phanerochaete carnosa HHB-10118-sp is the source of this 2481-nucleotide messenger RNA. RefSeq lists its product as uncharacterized. The record is from RefSeq and is a predicted model, not a curated record. Bases 278 to 2275 code for a protein of 665 amino acids. Lineage: Eukaryota; Fungi; Basidiomycota; Agaricomycetes; Polyporales; Phanerochaetaceae. Gene Ontology annotation, biological process: cell surface receptor signaling pathway. The transcript has 6 exons.
ACGCCCAGUAGUACGAUGUCAGAAGGGCCGCUGGGCCCGCGCAGGGCGAUACGGUCGCUGUAUCGCCGUACGGAGUAGGUCUCUUGUGCUCGUCGUAGCCGUCGGGCGUACGACUUCCUCAUCACGGACCUUAUCGUCCGUAGGCAAUGUAGUUAGAGUUUGGCUCAAUCAGGCACGGGCUGUUCUGAUAUCAACGUGCCUACUCACGUCCUGUCUAUUCCCCCAGACUGCCUUGGCAUACUCUCAGUCUUCUCCCUUCUUUCACUUCGCAUGCCUCAUGAGUAACUCCAGACCGCGAGUUCAUGCCUCGUCUCUCUCUACCUGGCAACUAGUUGAACCGUCUUCGUUGCAGCCCACUCUUGGCCAAGCAAUGGCUGAAGACCAGUCGCCCGGCGCAAUCAUAGCAAGUGCAUCGACUGCUGCGCUUAACUCGCUGCAAGAGCUCCUGGAUGCUGCCAAUACACUUCCUUGCAUCAAGUAUGUCGCAAGCGUAGCAGUCAAGAUCUUACAAACUAUUGAUCAAAUAAAAACGACCGAGCGGGAGCUGCAGCUCAUUGGGUUGCGCGCGCGGAAUAUUGUCGUUGCUGUCGCAAGUUCUUGCAAGGGAGCUGGGGCGACCCUCAAUAGUCAGCUGCAAAAUGAUCUCACACAGCUCACCAAUACCAUGCACGAGAUUCUGCGCUAUGUGCAGGAACUUUCAUCACGUAGCAAACUCAAGAAGGUCUUUUACAAGACACAGGAUGCGACUGCCGUAAGGUCACUCGACAAUGAGCUGGUGCAUUCCUUCCACCUCUUUACGAUACAAAGCAGCGUUAAUCUUCGUGUGAGACAAGACGAAAUGAUCGGUAUGCUUAAGAGCAUGUCUAUCCCGGAGACACAGCCUCUGCCCAUCAAAGACGUCCGCCUCGAUGUCCCUGAAGGGCUGUACAUUAUCCGCAACAGCAGAGACGGCAGUGUUGUCGAGUGCGAGCACAUCAAGUCGAGCCCGACGUUCGUUCAUGCUUAUGUUGCCCCAUGCGGCAAGAAUGUCAGUCCGUAUCAGCUUUGGACGAUAUAUUCUAGACGAGGGCUAGACUUUCGAUAUACAAUUCGGAACUUUGCAACAGGAUCGGUGCUAGAUCGCCAACUGGGAGAGGACGGGGGGAACCAGGUCGUGUGCUGGUCCUCUCGAGGAGGGGAUAGCCAGACAUGGGAGUUCAUGGGGAGUAGGCAAUCAGAGACCACAGAUUAUUUCUAUCUACGAGGCUGUAACUCGCACAUCGUCCUCGAUGCAAGGUGUCCCAGUGGAGAUGGCUGCAACUACCUUCACAUUACCGAGGAAUCUCCGAGUGGUCCAUUGAAAUGGCAAGAAUGGUGCCUUGUCCGCCUUCCGUGGUCCUCCAUCCUGCCCUUCCCCUCGCAGAACCCUUCACCACCUAUCCCUCUCACCGGCAAUGAUCUCCCUCGGCGGCAAUUUCUGCUCCAGAACGUCGCCUCAGGCUGGUACGCGACCGCAAUAGGGCUCACGGACAUGGAAGACUCGCCGAAUGUGAUCGUCUCUGCGGACGCCGCGAAAGCGACGCGGUGGUAUCUGCUGCACCAGGGCGCCGAGCCCGAGGCGCGAGCCACGGCCCCUGCAGCACGUGAAGAUCUCUUUGCGCUCGUCGCGCGGAGCGACCGACGGCUUGCGACACUCGACCACUUCUACUCGCGGCACAUCCAGGCUGUAUACCGGCGCUUCGGGCCGCAGGACCCGGCACAUGCGUGGCGCGUGCUCCCUGCGCACGCCCCCGGCGCAUUCAUCUUCGCGAACCGCGCGAGCGGCGCGCUGCUCUGCCAGACGCAGAUGACUGGCCCGCUCGCGACGGCGCCCGCGAAGGAUGCACACAACGGCGCGUGCCAGUGGCGCCUCGUCGACGCCGCAGACGGAGAGCUGUGCCGCGUUCUCUACGACUCGUCGCUCACGAUCAUCCCGCCGGACCUUGCGGGCCCACCCCAGGCUGCGAUGCCGACGCCCGCGACGGGCGUGCAGAAAUUCUUGCGGACGAAGUCCAUAUCGCAUGAUUCUCAACGGCAGUUCAUCGAGAGCCUACGAUACGAGCACGAGGUUAUACGCGACAUGCUGUUCAAAGUAGGCUACACGAGCCUUGUCGUGGCGCCGCAGCUCAUCCGGGGCUGGAGAGAUGGGAAGGUUCAUGAGGUGUCAGUCGUCGUGCGGGAUGAGGAGGACGCGCUGGGCGUGCAGAGGUUCCGCGGGAAGGGGAUGUACAAUUUUGAGAAGUGUGAGCGUCGGUGAGAGAUCUAUAUACCCCCUGUGCACUUCGUGUCAUACUGUCAUGAAUAUUACAUAGUCCGGACGGUUCUCCCGGAUUCCACAGUAUUCUUUCACUUUCUAUACACCUCCGUAUAUUCAUAGUAUAAUCUAGGUAUCGAGUCUGACAUGUAUAAAAGGAGCUCGUACUGCUCAAUAACAAGCCAGACUCGAGCUGGUCUUUACUCACC